CAAAAAUACAACGGCAAAAUACUAAAUAUAUAGUAUUACACGCUCUUGUUCGUAUUCUGGGCGAAUCAGAGGUCAAAAAACGAAAAAUUGGUUUUGUUCUUAUCUUCGUAUUCUCGGCGAGCGAAUCAUCCCUCUUCUUCUGUCUUCGAUUUUAAGUUGCUUACAAUUUUCUCAAGAUGCCAGCUACAGCAGGCAGGGUUCGAAUGCCCGCAAACAACAGGGUACACAGUAGUGCUGCCCUUCAAACACACGGUAUUUGGCAGAGUGCUAUAGGGUAUGACCCCUAUGCACCAAAUAAAGAAGAUAACAAAAAGUCUUCUCAGCCUAAAGCUUCUGAUGCUGCUGCUGCUGAACCUGCGGGUGAAAAUGCUUAUGCAAGCUUCCAGGGUUUGCUUGCACUUGCUCGUGUAACUAGCAAUAAUGUAGAUGAGUCUCGUGGAGCAUGUAAGAAGUGUGGACGUGUGGGUCAUCUUACAUUUCAGUGUAGAAAUUUCUUGAGUAUUAAGGAUGAAAGUAAUGAUAAAGACUCCGAGGCAAUUCACGCGGCAGUUAUUUCUGGUCUGGAGAAAAUAAAAGGCAGCGGCAAAAAAUUAUUUGGUAAAACUGGGGUAGAGGAUUCCAAUGAGGAUUCUGACGAUGAGAGCGAGAGUUCGGAUUCUGACUAUGACUCUGAAAUAGAGAGGGCAAUUGCUCAGAGCAAAAAGUUUGGGAAGAAGAUUGUUGAUAAAGUGAAGUCUUCUAGAAAGAAAAAUGAUGAUUCUGAUGAUGACGAAUCUGAUUAUGAAAGGAGAAAGAAUAAGGUUGGAUCAAAGAGGAGCAGCAGUAAAAGGAUUUACCGUGAUUCUGAUGAAGAUGUUAAGGAUAAUCGGAAGAGGAGAGAGAAGAGGAGGAGAGAUGAAUCGUCUGAUGAGGAUGAUGAUAAUCAACGACAACGUAGAAAGAGUAAGAAGGAAAAGAGGAGGAGAGGGCGAAGUCACACGUCUGAUGAUGAUGAUGAUAAUCAACGACAACGUAGAAAGAGUAAGAAGGAAAAGAGGAGAAGGCGAAGUCACAAGCAUUCAGAUGAUUCAGAUGGAUCUGAGGAACACACUAGAAUGCGUAAGCGGAGGAGCAGGAGAGAAAGAUCCGUUUCUAGUCCUGACGUUAGCAGCUCAGAUGAUUCUGAUUUAGGAGGUAGAAUCGGCAAAAAACAAUCUGGGAAGAGGAGCAGGAAGCACAGCCACAAACGAGAUUAGUUAUUCUCCAGGGGUUAUUUACUGCACAAGUUUGAGCUGGAGUGCUGAUGGAAGCACCUUGUUCAGUGGAUACACAGAUGGUGUUGUCAGGGUCUGGGGCAUUGGACGUUACUAGAUGAGCAUAUGUAGUGAGCAGUUACCAGUUUUACUCAAUUAUCUUUAUAAUCAAUCUAGGACGUGUGGACUGAAAGUUGAUCUCUAUCUAGUCUACUUAUUUGUGUUUUCAUCUGUUUUCAGUUUUGGAUAAUUUUAUGGUGUAUGGUUUUUCGACUUUUACAGUACUUUUGUUUUACCCUUAUGAUUUAUACUAUUGGUUGGUUAAGUUUA
Messenger RNA from Daucus carota subsp. sativus, 1562 nucleotides. RefSeq names its product CAX-interacting protein 4-like. The transcript has 3 exons. The record is from RefSeq and is a predicted model, not a curated record. The coding region runs from base 177 to 1235 and encodes 352 amino acids. NCBI's taxonomy places the organism in Eukaryota, Viridiplantae, Streptophyta, Magnoliopsida, Apiales, Apiaceae. Gene Ontology annotation, molecular function: zinc ion binding; nucleic acid binding.